This is a messenger RNA of Wallemia ichthyophaga EXF-994, 588 nucleotides long. RefSeq lists its product as uncharacterized. The record is from RefSeq and is a predicted model, not a curated record. The transcript is spliced from 2 exons. The coding region runs from base 1 to 588 and encodes 195 amino acids. NCBI's taxonomy places the organism in Eukaryota, Fungi, Basidiomycota, Wallemiomycetes, Wallemiales, Wallemiaceae.
AUGAGUUUGCAAAAUGGUGCAAAAGAUUUUGGUUAUGCAAUGGGCGCUGCCGAUGGCGCAGAUCCAGCGCACACGCCUGCUUCCGCUGUUGCUCCUGCAGUCAUGAACGAUUUGACAAACAUCACCAACUCCCACCUUCACAAAAGAAAGAGGUCAGAGAAUACUACAAAGAAGCGCCCAAACAACACAAAAGCCUCGUUCAGAAUGGAAGCUAAUCACACGCUCGUCAAGAUCAACAACUCUCAACGAUCCAAGAUGUUGAAGAGCGAACUGGAUCAGCUUUGCACGCAAUUACUCGAGGAGAAUGCACGGAUGAAUGAGGAGAUGGCACAAAUGCUUGAGGAGAAUACACGGAUGCAUGAGAUGUGUACACGGAUGCUUGAGGAGAAGGCAAGCAUGGUCGAGGAGAAUGCACGCAAGGAUGAUAUGUACGCACGGAUAAAUGAGGAAAAAGAACGGAUGCUUAUGACGUCUUUUGAAUUAUUCAAAGCAAUCAAAUCAGAACGCGACGCAGCUAGAACAGAGUGCAGCCGGAACAUUGGUUGGAGAAAGUUGUGUGAAAAUGCUCUUGCUAGUUCUCCUUUGUGA